AAAAUCUUAAUUAAAAAUCAUGGCGCACAACUUUUGGUUCUCGUAUCAAAAUCCGCAUACGUCAUCAAGCAGCUCAGCAAGUGGUGAUCAUUCACGUCCAUUGAUGCCUCCACAUGAACAUCACAAGCCGCCGCAAACAGACGAGGAAAAACAAAAAGAACGCCAAACGAAGGAAACGCGAGAGAAGGAACAACAAAAGCACAUGGAAAUUGACGCUGCCAUCACAAAACGAGAAGCACGUGAAGUUCAUAAACUGGACGUUGAACUGCUGUCGCAACGACGUGCCCAAGAACGCGAACGCCAGGCAAAAAUAACGCAACAACAGCAACUUCAUCAUCAUUCGCAACUGCAACAAACAUCGAUAACGGAAGAAAACACGGCGCCAAAUAAUGUCACGCAACCCAUCAUCAGCAUCUCGCAACGCGAAUCCUUCGAGCGACAAAUUAGCGAUGGCAAAAGUUCGAGUAGCGGAAGCGGCAGUACGUCGACAAGUACGAGUGGCCCGCUAAAAAUAACGGAAAAACGCAAAAGUACCGACGGCGUGUCAACGUCAUCGACAGUAAUUGAAGUGGCGUAUCAACAACAACAGCAAUCGGCGUCAACGACGACAAGCAGUGACACGAUGAUAAAAGACGGAAUGUUACAGAAUGUGUUACAGGAGCAACAAAAAAGUCAGACACCAUCCCCAAAGGGCAUCCACUUAACGUUGCAGCCAACUAUCAAGCCAGGCGGGCAUUUUGAUCCGAGUCGCCCGCGAGACGACUCAACCGAGAGCGAUCAAUCAAUGCCACGUUCCGCCUCACAAACAGACGGCUUGCAACGUCUCACAUGUAGAGCACCAAUAGCAUCGCUAGACUGUAUGGAGGAAUUUAGCGGUACGGGAGGACAUCUCGAUUUCGGUCGUUCGAUUAGUCUUGGCUCGAAUCCAGGGCUGCCAAUUCGCCAUUGCACGAGUGCAACGCCGGGCUUGCGUUACAAAAAUUUGGGCAAAAGUGGCUUGCGUGUCAGCAAUGUUGGGCUCGGUACGUGGUCCAUUUUCGCGCCAUCCGUAUCCGAGGAGCAAGCAGAAACAAUAAUUAAAUUGGCUGUGGACAGUGGAAUCAAUAUUUUUGACUUAUCGGAAGCGCAUUCAGGCAUCCGCGCAGAAAUUGAACUCGGAAAAAUUCUGCAGAAAUAUCAGUGGAAACGUGCAAGUUAUGUUGUCACAACGAAAAUUUAUUGGAGCACAAAGUCAGAUGAACGUGGCUUAUCGCGAAAACACAUAAUUGAAAGUGUCCAAGCCAGCUUAAAUCGUCUGCAAUUAUCCUACAUUGAUAUCGUGAUUGUGCACAAAGCUGACUCAAUGUGUCCCAUGGAAGAGAUUGUACGCGCGAUGACUUAUGUCAUUUCACAGGGAUGGGCGAUGUAUUGGGGCACUGCAAGAUGGUCUCCAACAGAGAUAAUGGAAGCGUACACGAACUGUCGUCAGUUUAAUUGCAUCACGCCGAUAGUCGAGCAAGCAGAAUAUCACAUGUUUUAUCGUGAAAAAGCCGAAUUGUAUUUGCCCGAGUUGUACAACAAAAUUGGCGUCGGUUUGAUGGCAUGGGGCCCCUUGGCAAUGGCGCUGGGCGAAGUGCAAAACGGUGAACGUCUUUUAUUCCCCAAGGGAUCGUUCAAAGCGAAAAGUCACAGUUACUCGUGGACCGAAGACGAGUUGAACAAAGAGGUAAGAGAAAUAAUGCGAAUUUAAUGGCGGACAUUAAGUUUAAUCGUGCAAAUGAAAUAGGAACGAUUGGAAGAGGGAAGACGACACUGUGAUAAAGUACGAGAUUUAGCUAAUUUGGCGGAAAAAUUGGGUUGCAGCGCGAUACAAUUAUCGAUUGCAUGGUCGUUGAAGCAUGAGCCUGUGCAGUGUUUAUUGCUCGGAGCAACGACGCCAGAGCAGUUGCAUCAAAGUUUGCAAGCACUUCAGCUUUUGCCACGUUUGUCAACUGGCGUGAUGUUGGAAAUCGAGCGUAUUUUGGACAACAAACCCAUUCGUCCCCCGAUGAUAUCCACGUUGGCGCUUCGGUGACAAUCGGCUUGCCCGCCAGGCGGCGGGCUCGGCAGCUCAAUCGGAGGACCAGGCGGCGAAACACCAAAAGACGAGGACGUAAGUAUCGGCGAGGAACAGAAAGAUUCGGGCAAAUUGAGUUUUUGCGAAAUUCAGUGACAACAGGGGAUCUUAGACAACAACAAAUUUUUUAAUAAAUCUUCUACUAAACGCUUAGAUAAAUCAAGUAAUAGUUCUAGCAAAGAUAACAUAAAAUAUAUAAGAGUCUCGACAUCCAGUAACGAUCUCAAGAGUCCCUUAGCAGCGACGCAGCAGCAGCAACAACAACCACUUUUCAAUACUCGCUUAGAUAGUAAUUCGAAUAACAAUUAUAAUAACUUAGAUACGAUAAAUGAGCAACAACAACAGCAACACCAGCUACCAAGUGCACGCCAAUUAGAUCGCAAUAAGUCAAUUGAUUCGAUCAAGCCGACCCCCGAAAACGGAAAGACUAACAACAGCAGUGAUAAGAUACGCCGCAACUCAAGUCUCAUGAAUUUUAAGUCGCUAGACAUAAGUCUCAAGUCCAUUUAUGCCUCGCUCAAGGGCACGAAGGCGUCGCACGAAAAGGAAAAGGCGGCAAAAGUCGAGGCGGCGACAACGCGCGACGACUCCAUUAACACAAGCACCGCCAGUAUCCGCAAACCGCCCUUCCUGAAGAUCGAAACGGUCGAGCACGACGAGUCGCAAACGUUGCUCAUGUAUCCCCAGAGUCCAGGUGGGUCUGCACACCAUAGACGCAGCUUUGACACAAACAGCUCCGCCUUCCUUAGCACGCACCAAUACACGGAAUUCUCGCAAUCGCGUGCCAGCUCUCCCUACUUGUGUGUCAGUGCGCAAAAUAUUCGCCGAUCCUCCACUUCGGACAUUAUCGGCAACAAACGGGGCGGCAGCGGAAGUCAUUCUGCUGCUGAAAGUCGCAGACCGAGCACGAGCGAUCUGCUAAGACGUGCGCGCGAACGCAAAGGCAGUGAGGGACGCUUGGGGAGAAGCAUUUCUCACGGCUGCGUUAAUCGAGGCGGAGGAAUGCGAAAUCGCCGAACUAGUAUGGCUUACUAAAAACCAAAAAAAAAAACUAAAAAAAGAAAACUCUUAUAUAUUUUUUUGUAUCAUUUUUGAAUUGAACGAAAAUUAUAUAUAAAAAAAAUCAUUUAUAAGCAUUAUUAGAAUUAG
Culicoides brevitarsis is the source of this 3244-nucleotide messenger RNA. RefSeq lists its product as uncharacterized. The transcript is spliced from 12 exons. Gene Ontology annotation, biological process: potassium ion transport; regulation of potassium ion transmembrane transport. Gene Ontology annotation, molecular function: transmembrane transporter binding; voltage-gated potassium channel activity; potassium channel regulator activity. The record is from RefSeq and is a predicted model, not a curated record. Gene Ontology annotation, cellular component: cytoplasm; voltage-gated potassium channel complex. Lineage: Eukaryota; Metazoa; Arthropoda; Insecta; Diptera; Ceratopogonidae.